Stylophora pistillata is the source of this 2842-nucleotide messenger RNA. RefSeq names its product 7-dehydrocholesterol reductase. Gene Ontology annotation, biological process: cholesterol biosynthetic process; brassinosteroid biosynthetic process. Lineage: Eukaryota; Metazoa; Cnidaria; Anthozoa; Scleractinia; Pocilloporidae. Gene Ontology annotation, molecular function: 7-dehydrocholesterol reductase activity. The record is from RefSeq and is a predicted model, not a curated record. Gene Ontology annotation, cellular component: endoplasmic reticulum membrane.
UGCUAUUGGAUAGAAAACACACCACACAAUUGUCUUCUUUGUCUCUGGUAUGAUGAUAACUUGCUAGAGCAAGAACACCAGUUUAGCAUGUGAUUCAAGUCCGUGUUGUCAGUUUUGGCAGGAAUAUUCGUCGACGGUAAAUUUUUCAGCGACAAACCAGCUGAAAAGAAGAGUGAUAUCCUCGCUGUUGAUUAACCGCUGAUUUGAGGGUCACAGUUCAUAAACAAACUUCGUCGGGGUGACAGAAGACCUCACAACUUGUGCAGCCUUUUGUUGGGAAAAUAUACGAACAAAGUGUAAAGGUAUUUGCGUGGACAGAGUUUGUUUCUCGGCCAACUCCAUCAUGAAGUCGCCCACUGAAGUUAAAACAGACGACGCCCACUCUGUUAUAAACGGGGGCACGAUGCACAAAUACACUGAAGAACCCACUACACAGAAUGGCCAUGUGUCUGCCAUACAGAAUGGUCACGUAUCUGACUUACAGAAUGGUCACAUGGCAGAAACGCAGAAUGGUCACAUGGCAGAAACGCAGAAUAGUCACAUGGCAGAAACGCAGAAUGGUCACAUGGCAGAAACGCAGAAUGGUCACUUGGUAGAAACACAGAAUGGUCACGUGGGCAUAUCAGCCUCCGAUUCACAGCGCGACGCUGCUCAAGGGCUCUUUAAAAGGAGAAGAGCAGGAAAUCAAGUCCAGGAUGGCGAGAGGAUUAGAAGCAAAAAUGACAUCAUUAAUUUGUCCCCGGGUCUGCCAGGUUUUAGCGUCAAUAUCAUAGGGUUCCUAAUGUUGCUAUGGCCACCAGUCUGUGUUUCCUUCUUCUGGCUCGCCUGUCACGCAUAUCAGUGCUCUCUUGGAGAUUUGGGUGGACAAGUACUUCACGAGAUAUCCGCCAGGACCAUCAUCGCCUUCGCGAGACGGAACAUCCCGAAAGUUAGCAGAGGUCCGAUCAUGUUGUACAGCGCGUGGAUGCUUUUGCAAGUGUUUUUGUUCUUGGUACUUCCUGGCCGCAUCAGACGCGGAACAGCUACGCCAGCUGGAAACGUAUUGACCUAUAACUGUAAUGGCAUGAGUGCAUGGGUUGUGUCCCACGUUCUGUUCUUUAUCUUGGUCAAAAUGAGCCUGAUAGAAGCUACGAUUAUCAGCGACAACUGGGGAGCCCUCAUGGUCAUUUCCAAUGUGUUUGGCUUCAGCUUGACUCUCUUAUCCUACGUCAAGGCGUAUUAUUUUCCGAGUCAUUCAGAGGAUCGGUGUUUCAGUGGAUCGUGUUUCUACGACUUCUUUAUGGGUAUUGAACACAACCCCAGAAUUGGCCCUUUUGAUUUCAAGUUGUUUUUCAACGGAAGGCCUGGAAUUGUGGCCUGGACUUUGAUCAAUUUGUCAUUCGCUGCCAAGCAGUACAAAGACUUUGGUUACGUUAGUAACGCAAUGAUUCUCGUCAACCUACUGCACGCUACUUAUGUUGUAGACUUCUUCCUCAACGAAUCCUGGUAUCUGCGCACUAUUGACAUCGCCCACGACCACUUUGGCUUCUACCUGGCCUGGGGAGACACGGUCUGGCUUCCCUUUAUGUAUACUCUACAAAGUGUAUACCUGGCCCGAAAUCCAGUGAACCUGCCCUGGUGGGGAUGUGCAGCCACACUCUUAAUGGGUUUGACCGGUUACUUGAUCUUCCGAUCUGUCAACCACCAAAAAGAUUACUUUCGGGUUGAGAUGAAAACGAAUGGUAAAUGUGCGAUCUGGGGCAAACCAGCUCGGUACAUUUUAGCACCUUAUGCCACCACCGACUCCAAGCCACAGGUCUCCUACAUUCUGGCUUCUGGUUGGUGGGGACUCUCCCGCCAUUUCAAUUACGUCGGUGACUUGCUGAACGCGUUGUCGUACUGCCUAGCGUGUGGGUUUGGUCACGUGUUGCCGUAUUUCUAUUUCGUUUUCAUGCUGUGCCUUCUGGUUCACCGUUCUUACCGAGAUGACGUAAGAUGCAGGCAGAAGUAUGGCGUGUACUGGGAGAAGUAUUGUAAAAUGGUGCCGUACAGGAUCAUUCCGGACGUAUUUUGAAAAAAGUUGAAAAUAGAUUACGUUUUGAUGCAUUAAAACAAAUUUUCCAUCAUUGGACAGAAAAAUAUUGUCAUUAUUGGACAGCAAGAGGGCCUAAGGUCAUGUACUCUUGUGGUCAGCAGAUAUGGACAUCGCUUCGUGAACAUGCCUGUUAUUUAUUUAUCUUGGUGUUGGAAUUUAAAGGGAAAUAUGUAUCGCAAGUUCAUUAUGCUCGGUGAGAUAAUACUCGUAUUACACUAGCUGUCAACUGUUAGCAGACAGAAUUUCUUCGAUCUUGAAUUCGGCAUGGAUUACACGUUCUCUUUCUGGGACAGUUACUUUUUUCAUUGAUUCGAGAGUGAUUUACCACGCUUUCCUUAAGAUAGAAGUAAUGUAUUUACACGAAGGUGAUGAGGAUGAUUUUUGUACAGGAAAUUCCCGCAAAUUAUCUGUCUUGCAUUUUCGAUAUUUACUUGCAUUCUCAAAGUUUACUCAUGAUUCUAGAUAAACUUAUGCUGAAUUCACUAUCAGAUAAGAGUUUAUUCAAGAAUUUCAGUGCAAUUCAACAGCUCUUUAGGUGGCUGCGUGAGCAAAUAAUAAUUGUUUUCUAUAUUUUCGCAUCCAUUUUUAUUCAUAAUUAGUGCAUUCGUUCCAAGAGCACGUAGCUUGUAGCUCAGUAAUUUACGGAGAAGGACGUUCCUUGGACACGCCCCUUCUCUAGACUUGUGUGUAGUUCAACAGAGUGGCUACUAUCAUCUGUAGACACUAUGUAGAGCAGUUUUCAAUAGAGACGUUACGAUUGGUCCAGAA